CUCGGGUAGGUACACUUUACACUACACUACAUUCGUAGUAAUCCGGGUUUAGAAGCUUCGAAAAUUUAAAACAGAAUGUGGCUUUUGCUCUUCUCUCCUUUGUUAGUUCUCUGUUCAGGCAACAAUGAAUUCGAUAUUUGCAAAACAGAUCCCAAUAAGGCGUGCUUAUCAGGUUUACGUGAACUUGAUUUUCCGGAAACCGAGAAAGAUCUCGAAAAAAUAUGUCCAUUGAUUGAAGAUUAUAUUAAGUGCUUGGGUCGUUAUGAUGAAAUGUGUAGCACAAAACUAUUUUCUCUCCCUGGACAAUACGGAAAUAUUCUCAGUCUCGUGGACGAUAUUUGCAAUAAAGACAGCCAAUUUCAUAAAGCCAUUGUGGAAGGCCUUCCAUGCAUUGGACAUGGAAUAAUAAAUCGCAAUGCAACCUGCUUCAACUCCCAGGAAGAACUUCUGAAUUCUUAUUUUGAACAUCUCCACUCCGAGGAUCGUGAAGUCGAUUCCAAAGAGGAGCACACCAAGCAUAUGUGCUUGCGAUUUCUGCACGAGGUAUCUUGUGUAGGAGAGUAUAUCUCUAAGGGGUGCACUACCUCUGGCCGGGAUGCAUUUUUAGAUGGUAUGAGACGCAUUGGCCUUCCUUUCGAAAGGUGUUCUCAUGACAUUAUUCGUGACCUUUCCUCCACUGCAGAAAAACUGGAUUUGGAAGAAACUGCUAAAGUUCCUUUAAGAAUUACCUUUGCUAAAAUGUUGCAAAAUGACUGAAAAUGAACCGAUGCCUUUUUAACUACUGUUUCCAUCUGUUUGUAAUAUUUUAAUAAGGUAGAAUUAAAAUAUUUCAACUCAUGA
Molecule: messenger RNA, 840 nt
Organism: Stegodyphus dumicola
Lineage: Eukaryota; Metazoa; Arthropoda; Arachnida; Araneae; Eresidae
Source: RefSeq, a predicted model, not a curated record